Cutaneotrichosporon cavernicola is the source of this 1512-nucleotide messenger RNA. RefSeq lists its product as uncharacterized. Bases 1 to 1512 code for a protein of 503 amino acids. Gene Ontology annotation, cellular component: membrane. The transcript is spliced from 4 exons. Lineage: Eukaryota; Fungi; Basidiomycota; Tremellomycetes; Trichosporonales; Trichosporonaceae. The record is from RefSeq and is a predicted model, not a curated record. Gene Ontology annotation, molecular function: transmembrane transporter activity. Gene Ontology annotation, biological process: transmembrane transport.
AUGUCUACAGACAAGGUACACAAGGUUGACGCCGACAAGGGUCAUGAGACGCAACAUGACGAGUACGCCGACGUAGAGCGCAAGGGCUCGGACGCAUCAGAAUCACCACACCACCACUCGUCCCGCCCAGAUGUGGACGAGGGGUUCGACCCGGCGUUCCUGAAAGCCACUAUUCGCAAGGUCGACUGGCGCCUCAUCCCAGUUCUAACAGCCAUGUACUGCGUGAGCCUCAUUGACAGAACGAAUCUCUCGCUCGCUCGGCAAGGGAACAACAUGCAUAUGGACAAAGAACUCGGGACCAACAUAGGCAACCGCUACUCGAUCAUCACAUUGACGUUCUUUGUCCCGUACAUCAUUUUUGAGAUUCCCUCCCAAAUCGGUCUCCGCAAGUUUGGUGCACGCUGGUGGCUGGGCUCGGCUACUACCCUGUGGGGCGUCGUUAUGAUCGGCAUGGGCUUGGCACAGAACUGGCAAACCCUCGCAGCGCUCCGCGCUAUCCUCGGUCUCUUUGAGAGUGCGCUCUUCCCGGGGGCAGCCUUCCUCAUCAGUUGCUGGUACCCGCGCAAGGAAAUGGCAGUACGCAACUCGUGCUUCUACAUCUUCGCUGCGCUCAUCGGCUCAGCCUGUUCCCCUCUCGGCUACACAUUUACGCUGAUGCACGGCCUUGGCGGGUACAGCGGAUGGGCGUGGGUGUUCAUCAUGUUCGGCAUCAUUACCGUGAUUGUUGGAAUCCUCGCCUUCCUGUUCAUUGUCGACUUCCCAGACCGCUCAACGUUCAUUACGGACGAACAGAAGCAGCUGAUCCUCACACGCAUCCAGCGAGACCGUGAAGACUCUGUACCCGACCCGGUUACCCUCGCCAAAAUUGGCCACCAUCUCUGCGACUGGAAAAUCUGGCUCUAUGGUUACUUCCUCAUGUCCACCACCGUCGCGAGUUAUUCGCUCGCAUACUUCCUCCCCGUCAUCCUGGGUACUAUGGGCUUCAGCAACGUUGAGACUAUGCUCCUGGGUACCCCCACGCACAUUUACGCCCUCAUUCCUUGUCUCGGCUCGGCAUGGGUCGCAGACAAGUACCGCAACAUGCGCGCCGCCGUCAUCAUGUUCAAUGCCCUCGUCUGCAUCAUUGGCACGUGUGUCUACAGCCAACUCCCGAUUUCGCAGAAGGGUUUGCGCUACUUUGGCGUUUUCCUCGCAGUCGGCGGCUGUAACGCCAACGUGCCCCUCGUCGUCUCGUGGUCGCAGACAGCAAUUCGUUCCCAGUCUAAGCGCGCUGUCACCGCCGCGGUCGUCGUUGCAUUCGGAGGUAUCGGCGGCAUCCUCGCCAGCGUCAUGUUCAUGCAGAAGGAAGCAAAGCGCGGGUACCCCACCGGCGUCUUUUUCACCAUUGGAGUAAACGCCGGGACCGUCAUCAUGGCCUUCCUCCUCUCCGUUUUCUACCGCUACCAGAACCGCCGGGCUGACCGUGGGGAGGUCGUCCUUGAAGGCGCCGAUGAUUUCCGCUACCAGUCAUGA